AUGAGCGACUCAGAGAGCGACAAGACUGGCGUGCCUCUGGUUGAGAACCUGUCCGAUUCACCGCAACCGAAGGCCAACACCAAGCGGAAGCGCGACAACGAGGAGAAGCAAUCAGCGAAGCGCCGGAGGUUGAAGAAGCCAAAGGAUGUCGAUGAGCGUGCGCUGGAUGCGGAGCUGGGAGUGAAUCAUGCGAUCGCGCAUAUGGACAGUCAGUUGCUGGCGGAUCAUGUUGCGCAGCGCACGCAGAGGUUCAGGCCGGAUUUGAGCUUGGUGGAGAAGGAUGAGUUUCACGUUCCUGCGGCGGCGAUUGUAGACACAACCCACUGGGAGAAGCCGCGGAUCAAAGAUACUCUCCCCGACUACCUCCAACGCUACGCGAAGUCAAGACGCAAGAAGAAGGGACAAACGCUGUCAGAUGCGCCGGAAGCGAAAGGUCAUCCCCAUACAAUUGUCGUCGCUGGGUCCGGUCUGAGAGCGGUGGAGUUGAUCCGAAGCCUGCGCAAGUUCCAGACAAAGGAGGCGUUCGUGGCGAAGCUCUUUGCAAAGCACAUCAAGCUGAAGGAGGCGGUGGAGACGCUGAGCAAGACGAGCGUAAAUAUUGGGGUGGGGACGCCGCAGAGGAUCAUGGAUUUGUUAGACAAUGGCGCAUUGUCUUCAGCAGACCUCGAACGGAUCAUAAUCGAUGCUUCGUUCAUUGACCAGAAGAAGCGCGGCAUUCUCGACAUGAAGGAGACGCAGGUGCCGCUUGUGCGGCUACUCACUCGUUCCGAACUGAAGAAGCGGUACGGCGAUGCUGGGAGUAAGAUCGAGCUGCUGUUCUACUGA
This is a messenger RNA of Saxophila tyrrhenica, 825 nucleotides long. It is a transcript of the gene cms1, whose product is annotated as Protein cms1. Lineage: Eukaryota; Fungi; Ascomycota; Dothideomycetes; Mycosphaerellales; Extremaceae. Gene Ontology annotation, cellular component: nucleus; 90S preribosome. The record is from RefSeq and is a predicted model, not a curated record. The transcript has 3 exons. The coding region runs from base 1 to 825 and encodes 274 amino acids.